AUGGCGGACAUUGGUCUGAGUUAUGAAAAUGCUAAGAACAUAUGUCCACCGGAUAUUGAUAUAAUCUACAAUAUGAGUCGCAAUACUUGCUCUAUAAGUGGGCCAGAAAAAUCAGUAACGGCAUUUAUAACAAAGUUACAGGAUGAUAACAUCUUUAUUAAAGAAAUUAACUGCAGCAAUAUUCCUCUUCACAGUCGUUAUCUCGCAUCUGCAGAAGCGACAAUUUUGGCUUAUCUAAAUCGAAUAAUACCGCAAAACGUAACACACAGUCAGAUGUGGCAAAUUUCGUUUUGCGGCACGCGUGAGUUGUCCUAUGCUGAAUAUUUUACAAAUAAUCUACUAGGUCAUGCACUUUUUGAAAAAACUGCAAGACUGAUUCUUAAAAAUACAUUAACUUUGGAAAUUGCGCCGGGUGAAAUUCUUCAAAGCAUUGUGACAGAACUGUUCGAAACGACCAAUAUUACAUUAUUUCAACGCCAUCACGAAGACAAUGUUAAAGUAUUUUUGCAAGGAUUGGGAAAAAUGUAUAACAAUGGUUUGCAACCGCAACUAGCGAAUUUAUAUCCAAUUGUGCAAUUUCCUGUUAGUCGUGGAACGCCAAUGAUUUCUCCAUUAAUUAAAUGGAAUCAUUCCGAAGAGACGUAUGUAAUGUGUUUCAAAACACAAAAGAAUAUUACUUCCGGAGAAAGAACUAUCAACAUCACAUUAAAAGACGACACUUUGGAAUAUAUAAGCGGCCACGUAAUCGACGGAAGAAAUCUGUUGCCAGCCACGGGAUAUCUUGUUUUCAUUUGGGAUACGAUUAGUAUGCUGAAGGGUCAAUUGCUUAAUGACUUUCCGAUUGUUUUUGAAAAUAUCAAGUUUAUUCGAGCAACUUAUAUUCCGAAGCAGGGAGAUGUAGACCUAACAUUAAUGGUGCAGAAAGGCACUGGAAACUUUGAAAUAAUAGAAGGAGGUAAUGCUGUUGUUACUGGUACAGCGCGCAUUACGCCAGAUCCUGCUAAAGAGAAAAUACCGAGUCAUUUCUUACGCGAAAACUGCGAGAACGAGGAAGAAGUGAUGACGACAAAAGACAUUUAUAAAGAACUUAAAUUACGUGGAUAUCAAUAUGCUAAUUUAUUUCGGGGAUUAAAAACUUCAUCCACCACGGGAAAACAAGGACACAUAGCUUGGACGAAUAAUUGGGUAACGUUUCUGGAUAAUUUGUUGCAAAUAAAAAUCUUGGGGGUAGAUAUGAGGAAUCUUUAUGUUCCUACGGAGAUACAAAAACUGAUCAUCGAUACGAAACUUCAUGCUCAGUGUAUAAAAAAUAUAACAUCUGAAGAAAAAUGCCCGAUUGUUCCGGAUUAUCAGCACAAAGAUCUUGUUCGCAUAGUUUAUGCGUCUAUCAAUUUCAAAGAUGUAAUGUUAGCGACGGGCAAAAUCAUCAUGGAUGAAUACAUGUCACGCGGACGAUUAGAAGAAUGUCUGAUAGGUUUGGAAUAUGUCGGUAUCGAUAGUGCUGGUCGCAAAGUAAUGGGAAUUUGGGAAAAUAGAUGUAUAUCAAAUAUGCGCAUAGCCGAUAGACCUUUAUGCUGGUAUAUUCCUGACGAAUGGACUCUGGAGGACGCUGCGACAGUCCCGUGCGCUUAUGGCACAUGCUGUUACGGACUAUAUAUAAAGACAAUGAUAAAGAAAAGCGACAAGAUAUUAAUUCAUUCGGGUACUGGCGCCAUAGGUCAAGCCGCUAUUCAUCUUGCGCUUCACGAAGGCUGCGAAGUAUUCACCACCGUCGGCACCCCGGAAAAGCGAAAGUUUAUAAGAAAGACUUUUCCAUCUAUUCCAGAGGAUCAUAUCGGAAAUUCGCGCGACACUAGUUUCGAGCAAAUGAUAUUCUUAAAGACUAACGGUCGCGGCGUAGAUAUCGUACUGAACUCAUUAGCUGAAGAGAAACUUCAGGCUUCUAUUCGCACUGGAAACUUUGAAAUAAUAGAAGGAG
Formica exsecta is the source of this 1978-nucleotide messenger RNA. Its product is annotated as fatty acid synthase-like. The transcript is spliced from 7 exons. NCBI's taxonomy places the organism in Eukaryota, Metazoa, Arthropoda, Insecta, Hymenoptera, Formicidae. The record is from RefSeq and is a predicted model, not a curated record. The annotation marks the transcript as partial. Gene Ontology annotation, biological process: fatty acid biosynthetic process. Gene Ontology annotation, molecular function: fatty acid synthase activity; oxidoreductase activity.